Messenger RNA from Funneliformis mosseae, 324 nucleotides. NCBI's taxonomy places the organism in Eukaryota, Fungi, Glomeromycota, Glomeromycetes, Glomerales, Glomeraceae. The record is from the annotation of a GenBank genome assembly.
AUGAUUAUAGCAGCAAUUAUUUUUAUUGCCAUAAGAAUUGAAUCUAUUUUGGACACCACCACAGGAGUGGCGGUAUCGUUUUCUCUAUCUGAUUCUAGGUUCCGUGAUGAUCAUCUGGCACUACCAUAUAUGAUUGGCACUUCGUCAGAUUCGAACCGAACUAAACAUCAUCUUCGACGCCAACUCGCUAUAAUCUUUUAUACUGAUAAAACUCCAUCACCUAUACAAGUGAAAGUAUACGCGUACGCUCAAUAUGAAAGUUUGGUACCAGCGACAACUGCUACGACCGCUACACCAGCUACACCUUCAAAUUCCCAUGUAUAA